Betta splendens (Siamese fighting fish) is the source of this 4626-nucleotide messenger RNA. RefSeq names its product oxysterol binding protein-like 5 (gene osbpl5). Gene Ontology annotation, biological process: phospholipid transport. The coding region runs from base 453 to 3062 and encodes 869 amino acids. Gene Ontology annotation, molecular function: sterol binding. NCBI's taxonomy places the organism in Eukaryota, Metazoa, Chordata, Actinopteri, Anabantiformes, Osphronemidae. Gene Ontology annotation, cellular component: cytosol; intracellular membrane-bounded organelle; membrane. The record is from RefSeq and is a predicted model, not a curated record. The transcript has 24 exons.
ACCCGGUUGGAAAAGAUGUGGUUACGUUCGGCCUCAGCGAUUGAUCCCGGGCAGCCUCAGAAGCGGGUGCAGUUCGCCGCUGCGGCCACAGGUGUCGCCAGAGCUCCUCGUGCGGCAGCAGCCAGAUGAACCGCAGCGAGGGGGGUCAGUCCACUCCUCUCCUCACUCUCCAUGUUGAAAGGGAGCAACUUCUCCUCCAGCCGAGUCCAACCGCCCGUUCCUGCCCGUAGCUCGGCGGUCUCCCCGCGGCGUGACGCUGGUCUGGGAAAGAGGCUCGGGAACCACGGUUUCAGCCGCGUACUUUUGGACACCGCUUCUUAUUUGCUUCUGCCUCUCCACGAUCUGUCUGCCCCUAAAUGUGUCUCCAUGUUUCAAGGUGAGGCAGGCUGCUCCCACAAAAGCUUUUGGAUGCAGUGUCUCCUGAUGCUCAGGUGAAAGAGGAGGUUGUCGAGAUGAAGGAAGAGAAUUUGUUUCAUCGGAGGUUUUCUCUGUGCCCCAAUGCUACCUCUCCACCCAAAAUUGACCCCCGCACACUCACCCGAAACCUGUCUUAUGGAGGAGACAACGACCUCUACAACCUCAGCCCAGGCACUGAGAAAGACAGGAACGGUCUCUCCAUGCUGAGUAAUGAACUUAGUCCUGCCCAAUCACCAGGCAGCAAGUCUGAGUCCAAGAUGUUUAAUGGUGUUGAGAAGGACUGCCCUUCCCCCACAGAGAAGCUCGCCCGAAAGGAGUCUCUCAAGGUCCAAAAGCAAAAUUACAGGCAGGAGAAGAAACGAGCAGCUAGAGAACUGUUCAGUGCAUUAAAGGACCCAAGCGUUGUCAUCAUGUCGAACUGGCUAAAGAUCCGUGGCUCUUUAAAAAGUUGGACCAAGCUGUGGUGUGCCCUGAAGCCUGGAGUUCUUUUAAUCUAUAAGACCCCUAAAACAGACCACUGGGUGGGAACAAUCCUUCUCAGUGCAUGCAAGCUGAUUGAGAGACCCUCCAAGAAGGAUGGCUUCUGCUUCAAGCUCUACCACCCCUUGGACAAAUCCAUCUGGGCUGUCAAGGGUCCCAAGGGAGAGAAUGUUGGCUCCAUCACGCAGCCUUUACCCAGUAACUACCUGAUCUUCAGAGCUGCCUCGGAGUCUGAUGGCCGGUGCUGGAUGGAUGCCCUGGAGCUAGCUCUCAGCUGCUCCAGUCUCUACAAGCUGACAGCCAAAGGAGGAAAGGAAGGCGAUAUCAGCAUGUCUUCAGAGUCCUCCCAUAUACUCAACCUGCUGCAGUGUACCACGCUCAGUGACACAGAGCUGCUACAGUUGAACGACACGGUGUUGCUGGGCAAUCACCACAUGGAGCAUGAUGGCUUUUCAGACAAAUCAGAGCGGGAGGCUCAUGAUGACUGGGACACUAUGGCCAAUGAGAACGGUGGAAGGCUGACAGAGGAAAGUGACAUGGACCAAUCAGAUGAGGUGUCCCUCGGGCCACAGGCCACAGCCUAUGUAGAGCAGCACACAGAGGAGAUGGCCGAGGCUGGGGAGGCAUCCCAGGUAGAAACUGUAUCUGAGGAGAACAAGGGACUCAUCUGGACGUUGCUGAAGCAACUGCGACCAGGCAUGGAUCUAUCCAAAGUGGUGCUCCCCACCUUCAUCCUGGAGCCACGCUCCUUCCUGGACAAGCUGUCUGACUACUACUACCACGCUGAUCUGCUGUCGACAGCUUCACUGGAGGAGAGUCCAUAUGGUCGCAUCAAGCAGGUGUUAAGAUGGUACUUGUCUGGUUUCUACAAGAAGCCAAAGGGUCUUAAAAAGCCAUAUAACCCAAUACUAGGGGAAACAUUUCGUUGCUGUUGGCUUCAUCCUCAAACCAACAGCUGCACUUUUUACAUUGCUGAACAGGUAUCCCAUCAUCCACCCAUAUCUGCCUUUUAUGUCUGCAAUAGGAAAGAUGGUUUUUCUAUCAGUGGAAGUAUCCUGGCCAAGUCUAAGUUCUAUGGCAACUCUCUGUCGGCCAUUCUAGAUGGCAAAGCCAGGCUGCUGUUCCUAACCAGGAAUGAGGAAUACAUCAUCACCAUGCCCUAUGCUCACUGCAAAGGUAUACUCUAUGGCACAAUGACACUAGAGCUGGGUGGGAAGGUUACCAUUGAGUGUGAGAAGACAAAAUGUUUCACAGAGCUGGAGUUCAAACUGAAGCCUUUCCUUGGAGGCUCCUGCUCUGUGAAUCAGAUCAGUGGGAAGAUCGUUGUUGGAGAGGAGCUCAUGGCCACCAUUGAUGGGCACUGGGACAACGAGGUGUUCAUUCAUGAGAAACGCUCAGGCCAGCAGGAGACACUGUGGAACCCAAGUUCAGACAUUCGCAGCAGCCGACUCAAGAGACAAGUGGUCCAUAUAGACCAGCAGGGAGAGUUUGAGUCUGAAAGACUUUGGCAGCAUGUGACGAGUGCAAUCAUGGAUCGAGACCAGGUGCGUGCCACUCAGGAGAAGUUUGUGCUGGAGGAAGCUCAGCGGAGAGAGGCCAGGGACAGAGGGGACAAAUCCUGGAUCCCACGCCUUUUCCUCCAGGACCCUGUCACCUCAGAGUGGACUUAUAAACACAUGGACACACAGCCAUGGGACCCUGAACGCUGUCUGGUUCAGUUUGAGAAGGAUGGAGUGAUUCAGACACACAAGAAACGGCAGAGGCGACACAACGGGCUCUCUUACAGCCACAGCUGGGCGAACCAGCAGAAGGCUAAAGCGAAUGGGAAGCAUAGAAAAGCCAGCAGUCAGCCAUCCAGCUGCAGCCAGAACACUGAGAGCAGCAGUACCACACCAGAGCCCACACACGAGUCCUCAGACAAUGAAGGGUUUUCAAACCAGUGUGCACGGUGCAGUAAAGAAAGCAAGGAUAUCGCCCUGAUAGAGGCCUCCAUAACAUCCAUACAGAAAACACAGCAGGAUAUUCAAAGGAACGUGGUGGCUCUGGGCCGUCAGCUGGCUCGACAGAGGGCGACUGAUGAGAGCGUGUCGCUAACAGGGCGUCACUAUCUCAUAGUCUGUGUCCUGCUUCUCUCUCAGCUCUUCCUCAACUACGUCUUCACCUGAGCCCACUCAUUAUAGAGGAAUUUCCCCUGGCACUGAUCUGGCAACAGAUCUCUCCAAAAAGCACAGACACUGAAAAAAAUCUAAAUUAGGGAAAAAGGAUUUAGAUCAGUGUCACCGGGGAUCUUCUUCCCAUUAGUUCGUCUUGGAUGAGCAUGGACAUUAGAGCAAUAAACACAGCCACCGCCUGUCAGUCAUCUGCAGAGAGGAACGGCGCCCCCUAGUGUAGCCAGAUAGAAGCAGCACCGGCACCCAUGCACUUUGGACAGAAGAGGAGGGACGAGAGAUAUGCACAGCUGAAAGGAUUUUAAAUAUGAGGAGGAUGUGGAAAAAUGGUUUUACAUAGGAAAUGCUAGAAAGGAUGGUUCACAAUUUCUUAGUGUCUUUUUCUAUUGCCCUGCAAUACUGUUCAAGUGAGUGUGCCUGUAUGUGUCAUUUGUACAACAAUAGGCCCUAUGGGCAAACACAGACCACUGCUUAGACUUCUCCUAAUUACCUUCCACUCCAGAUUUUGGGCCUUAAUGCUGAAGCCAAAAAGAAGAGAAACGCAGCAUAUACAAAUGAAGCAAACAAAAUCUUCCAACAGUGCAAUUCUGUGUUUUGUAUUCAAUGUGUGCUUAAAUACACUCUGUCUGUGUGAUAAUUUUACCAAAACAGUAUUUAUAAUCCGAAAGGACAAAGAGUUCCUGUUUACAGAAAGCACCGUGUGUGUCUAUGGGGACACGAGAAGAAUAAGGGGAAUAAGGCAGAGAGCCAAAACAGAGUGUCUUUGUGUUGUGUGCCUGUAGUACCACAACUGAAGGGAUAAUAGCAGAGCACGGCUUUGGUCUAGACCACAAUAACUAGUGUAUACGGUUGCUUGUGUGUGAAGGAAAUACACACAGAUCAAUGUUGACAAAAACAGGAAAGGAAUCGGAUCUUCUGGCGUAGAAGGUUUGUGUGUGUGUGCGUCGUGCUCCACACCAUAUUCAAGUGUCACUUUGAAGAUGUAGACACCUAAUAAUAGUUAUCACUUUUAAUCAAUUUGUAUAUAAUUGUCUUGCAGUCCAUGUUUCAGAUUUCAGAAUGUAUUUAUUGGGUGAUUAACCUUGAUGUUCCUAAUCUUAUUCAGCUUGGAGGACGGAGACCAGAGGUGACAAUCGCUCUCCAGGGUAGUGUGGGCUUGUCAUAGUUCUGAAUGUGUGUGUGUCUGAGUGUGUGAAUGAGAGAGAGAGAGAGAGCACAUGUGAUUAAGCCAUUACGAUCGUGCUAAACAAAGUCAGAUCUGUGAUCUUGAUUUUAACUGUUUUUUUUAUCCCUUGAAUUUGAUUCUUCAUUGCCAUUACUGAUCUGCCCAGCGGGAGAGAAUCAGAGCACGAAGCUUAACUCUUUGAAUGCUUUUGUGUACACUUUAGUUACUUUAGUCUUUUCAUUACGUUCAUGUUUUCUACUCUACUGCCAUGUUAGGGACAUUCUUUACGCCAGGUAUUUUUGUCAUAUGAAACAGAACCAGAGCGAAUAUGAUGUUGCCUGAUGGUUUCAUCCUUUGUUGAAUACUGUAGCACUACAGUAAAACAUUUUAACCCUG